AGCGAGCGGGGCCCGAGUGCCGAGAGCGUCCCGUGGGCUGGCCGGAGCUGCCGGCUUUGGCCGCGGUCGGCAGCGCGUCCCUUCUCGUCCCGCCGCGAGAUGAGCAGCCCCGAUGCGGGCUACGCCAGCAGCGACGACCAGGUGCAGGGGCGGUGCUCGCUGCCCAUCAUGAUGCCGGCCAUGUGCCCGUGGGCAGAGUCGCUGAGCCCGCUGGGCGAGGCGAAGGCGAAGGGCGGCUCGGCGCCGUCGGGGCCGUCGGGCGGCCGGAGCAAGGGCGAGGCGCGGAUCCGGCGUCCCAUGAACGCCUUCAUGGUGUGGGCGAAGGACGAGCGCAAGCGGCUGGCGCAGCAGAACCCGGACCUGCACAACGCCGAGCUCAGCAAGAUGCUGGGUAAAUCGUGGAAGGCGCUGUCGCUGGCGGAGAAGCGUCCGUUCGUGGAGGAGGCGGAGCGGCUGCGGGUGCAGCACAUGCAGGACCACCCCAACUACAAGUACCGGCCGCGGCGGCGGAAGCAGGUGAAGCGCCUGAAGCGGGUGGAGAGCGGCUUCCUGCAGCACGGCCUGGCCGAGGCAGCGGCGGCGGCGGCGGGGCCCGGGCUGGGCAGCGAGGUGGCCGGCGGCGGCGGCGGCAGGAUGUGUGUGGAGGGCCUGGGACUGGCGUACGGCGAGCAGGGCUACGCGGCGGCGGCGGGCGCGGGCCACUACCGGGACUGCCCGCCGCUGGGCGCCGCGUUCGACGGCUACGGCCUGCCGACGCCGGACCCGUCGCCGCUGGACGCGGCGGAGGGCGAGGCGCCCUUCUUCGCGGCGGGGCUGCAGGAGGAGUGCGCGCUGGUGCCCUACGGCUACGGCCCGCACCCGGCGGCCGCCGAGUACCCGGCGGCGGCGUCCGAGAGCCCGUCGGGCGCGGCGCUGCGGCGGCACCUGCC
Parus major (Great Tit) is the source of this 929-nucleotide messenger RNA. RefSeq names its product SRY-box transcription factor 17 (gene SOX17). Gene Ontology annotation, molecular function: RNA polymerase II cis-regulatory region sequence-specific DNA binding; DNA-binding transcription activator activity, RNA polymerase II-specific. The annotation marks the transcript as partial. NCBI's taxonomy places the organism in Eukaryota, Metazoa, Chordata, Aves, Passeriformes, Paridae. Gene Ontology annotation, biological process: angiogenesis; vasculogenesis; anatomical structure morphogenesis. The transcript has 2 exons. The record is from RefSeq and is a predicted model, not a curated record.